CCGCAAACGCAAUCGCAUUGACAGAGAGGCAAUGCCAACCCCGACGCACAUCCGUGCGUUCGAGCUGAGGCUUGGGGCCAACUGGAGCAGCGAAGAUGUGGUACACAUGCUCACGCCGGACUUCGUGGAAUCAGUGUUACUCCACGGUUUCGCCGCACUCGAUCCUACCAUAAAGAUGAAAGCCCUCAUUGCCUUCCUGGGGGUCAGAGUGGAGCAUCUUGCGUCCCUUAAGCAUGUUCUACCGUCGCUUUUGGGGAUGGCGGAUAGCGAUAAAGACGAGUGGGUCCAGGUAGUGUCCGGGCUUGUACGUCAAAAACUCUUACCGAGGAACGAGGAUGAUUCGACCAGCGUCGGCGAUGAGGCAAAGACUUCACAGAGUGAUUUUGUCUUGCGCAAGACCGUCAGGGAAGUCCUCGAGCGGGCAAAGCAGAAUAUGUCGGAGCGGGCAGGCAACGGGGAACAGCGGGUUUUGGGUGGCAGUACCAUCGACGGCAACAGCGAUACUCGGCGCAUGUGGGAGGCACCUUACUUCGGCCCGUUGGAGGAGAGGUACGUCAGCCGUAAGCAGCAGCCUCGAAAGGAGGAGUUCGCCAAUGCGCACUUCAGCGUCAAGUACGAUUUUGUCAGCGAAUUCUCCGAAGACCUCGCUUCCAACGUUGGUGGCACCUCGAACACAUCUUCUUCUCCGACGGGAGGGGGUGCGUCUGUCGCUGCGGCGGCGCUCGCGUCAAGAGUUGGCCAGGGGGGGUUGUUAAAGACCCCGGGCUCUUUCGCUCCCGCGCCCACUCCGGCGGCACCGAACCUUGCGCAAGCUCGAAGGGUUUCGCUUGCUGCUGUGGUGGAUCCAUCCGCGGGGUCCGACGGCCUCCGCAGGACUAGCAAGCCGUUGGCAUUGUCGCGGAACUACGUGGGGCUCCAGCAUGGUUCCGGGCGGACAAGUUCAGGUGUUGGGGGCGCCCGCGGAACGCGGGGAGGGGGCGGGGCGGGGCCCGGCAAAGCAGGGUUGAUGAUGAUCAAUGUGGACGAACUGCAGGCAAUUCACGCUGAGAAACAGUCUGCAAGGGAGAAGGCAAAAGGCAAACCGGGUAGGAAGAAGGCCAAACUUGAAGGGGGGGGGGAACAAAGUACGGCCGGCAUGGAGCCUGGUACCGGGGCGUCAGCAACUGGAACCCAACAGGUUGUUGCUAACGCCACGGACAUUGGCAACACGGAUGGGCAGUUACCGGAGGGAGCAAGCGGCGAGGGGAAAAAAGCAAAGCCGAAGGCACCAGCCAAGCCUUCGGCAACGGUAGAUGGUCCGAUGCCCGUACCGCAGCAGGGCGAGAUCGAGGCAGUCGCAGCCAUGAUGGUUCUUGGUGUCGCUGGGGGGGGUGAGGAUGCGGAGACCUCUUACCUGCCCGAAGCAUUGACGAAGCUCUUGGAAAACGCCAAUUCGCUGCGACCGGAGGGUAAGGCCAAGCUGGAGAGUUUUUUCCAAAAGAAAAUGCCAGAAGGGUCGCAGCAGGAGAGGGUCAAGUACCACGAGGAGGUUAGCCCUGGGGCGGACGGGGAAAUGAUGCGAGUGACAAGCUACAUUCGCCUGGAUUAUGAGACCUGGGUGUGGGACAGGGUUCACAAGAAGAAGCGUGUCAAAUCGUGACGUAGUGAGUAGAGUGGGGAGUUGCCCGGAUGGGCCCCAUGUACAUGUAACGGUGAACCUGUUCGUAGAGUCGGUCUCCAUUUCGACUUGGCAUGAUUUAUGUGGUGGUUGCGGAUAUCUGAUUGCGGCGCCAGGAGAACGAGGUCGGCAAAACACACUCAACCACCAAUUAGGUGUGUCCUUUAAGCUGUCGGCCAUCCAUGUGAUAUACCUUUGAAGUAUUUUUUGUUGUGAUAUGCAACUGGGCUGCUCCACACGGGUUUUCGUCACAACUGCUGUACAUUAUCCCUCAGUUCCAACGAAUGGGCAUUUGCUGCCAUGUCCUCUUCAAUGCCGUGAGUUAUGCAGCGCGUCGAGCGUGAAGGGAGGUCCUGUGUCUACUUUAUGGAGAUUGAGGCAUGCCCACAACAUA
Messenger RNA from Ectocarpus sp. CCAP 1310/34, 2051 nucleotides. The record is from the annotation of a GenBank genome assembly. Lineage: Eukaryota; Phaeophyceae; Ectocarpales; Ectocarpaceae.